Molecule: messenger RNA, 1326 nt
Organism: Fusarium pseudograminearum CS3096
Lineage: Eukaryota; Fungi; Ascomycota; Sordariomycetes; Hypocreales; Nectriaceae
Exons: 4
Coding region: 1-1326 (441 amino acids)
Source: RefSeq, a predicted model, not a curated record
AUGAACGACUUCAACAUAUAUAUCAUAUCCUGGCUCAAAGAAUUACCCACAGAUAUCUCAUACUCAACGCGCGUCAAGCCUCCCUGUGAAAAUCGACCUUACGCCGCAGGAACUCCCUCACCACCACCUUCACACCACAAGAUAUAUCCCUCUACGCCACAAAAUAAACAAAAUAAAAAACGGAGGCUCGACAGUGUUCCAUCGUUACCUGCGCCGCCUGAUAAUCAUGUCGACGAGGAUCCGAAUGCAGAGACGCCUAGACAAGAAGGACCGCAUUCGGUAUCUGAAACCGACGAUUCUAGCAGCCACACGUCGAACCGAUCGUCGCCGAGUAAAACCUUCUCGAAGCUUUCGCUGAAUCCCGAUGGCCUGGAAGAAAAGCAGCUUGAUUUCUUAGAUUCAAGACUUCCAGACAGUUUGGUGCAACUUGCAACCGACAUGGAAGAGAUUGGAAUGGCGGAUCGUGUCAUACCGGACUAUCUUGAGACAGAAUUGACCGACCUGCAAAAGUCUUCGAAAGCUCAUGGCUUAUUCAGACCUAGAAUGUUUGACAAGUCCUUGGAGCAGCCGAAAAGAUUCCUCUCACACUUGCAUCACAAGCUCCAACUCGAUGCGAUCAUCCAGCUUCUCGGCGACGCCAAGGACUGCAACGACAUGGAAGACGAUGAGGCCGGAUGGAAUAAUCUUGUUCACACGCCACUUCUCAAAGCAGCUUUCUAUGGGAACACAGCACGAGGUCGCCAGCUAGACGGAUUCCGACCAUGUACAAGCGCCAGCAUCCUCCCUGCAUAUCGAAUAAAAGGGUCGUUGGGGAAAAAGGUCGACUACGUGUUUCAUCUCGACCCUGAGAAGGACAGCUGCCAGCCCGAAACGGUAGACGCAAUCAAUACGUGGCGAGCUGCACUUACGGACAAUUCUAUUAACCAUACGCCAUACGCUCCAUUACGACGUUUUCCUAUAUCAGUCAGCAUCGAAACGAAACCAGGUGGCAUUUCUACGCGCAAGGCGCAGUUGCAGAUGGGUGUAUGGCACGCUGCUCAGUGGCGACAUCUACAUAAGCUGGCUGGCGGAAACCUGCAAGCGUUACCCUUCAUCCCGGCAAUACUGGUCUAUGGACACGACUGGGUCUUUGUAGCCUCGACGUAUGAGAAUGGCAAGACGACUCUCUGGACUGGCGGCACUUUUGGCUCGACAUUAAGAUUAUUGUCUUCGUUCCAGGUCAUUGCUGGCAUCCAAAGAUUGAGAACCUGGGCUAUGGAGGUUUUCUGGCCUUGGUACAAGACAUAUGUCCUCAGAGUUACGACUCCAGUGUCAGCACCAACCUGA